Arabidopsis lyrata subsp. lyrata is the source of this 915-nucleotide messenger RNA. RefSeq names its product ADP-ribosylation factor-like protein 2. Gene Ontology annotation, biological process: protein folding. Gene Ontology annotation, cellular component: cytoplasm; microtubule cytoskeleton. The transcript is spliced from 5 exons. The coding region runs from base 204 to 761 and encodes 185 amino acids. The record is from RefSeq and is a predicted model, not a curated record. Gene Ontology annotation, molecular function: GTPase activity; GTP binding. Lineage: Eukaryota; Viridiplantae; Streptophyta; Magnoliopsida; Brassicales; Brassicaceae.
UUUCUGUCAAAAUGUUUGGUCCAUUAUCGCCGUCGAAUUGUCUUCUCCGUUCGAAAUCGCAUCCUCUAAAGCCGCCAUCUCCGUCGUCGUCGGUUACAAAAACCACCGCGUAAUCAGUAAAACCAUUUCCUAAAUCAGAUAUUCAAUCUCGAUUCGAUUUUCAAUACUUUGAAGUCUCGCUUAGAAGCUCUGUUGUGUGGAAAAUGGGACUGUUAAGCAUAAUCCGGAAGAUCAAGAAGAAAGAGAAGGAGAUGCGAAUUCUUAUGGUUGGACUUGAUAAUUCUGGGAAGACGACGAUUGUUCUGAAGAUAAACGGAGAAGACACAAGUGUGAUUAGUCCAACUCUUGGAUUCAACAUCAAAACCAUUGUUUACCAAAAGUAUACGCUAAAUAUAUGGGAUGUUGGUGGGCAAAAGACUAUAAGAUCGUAUUGGAGGAAUUACUUUGAGCAGACUGAUGGUUUGGUAUGGGUGGUUGAUAGUUCUGAUCUUAGGAGGUUAGAUGAUUGUAAGAUGGAACUUGACAAUCUCUUGAAGGAAGAGAGGCUAGCUGGGUCAUCUUUGCUGCUACUAGCAAAUAAGCAGGAUAUUCAAGGUGCACUUACUCCUGAUGAAAUUGGCAAAGUGCUAAACUUAGAGUCCAUGGAUAAAAGCCGCCACUGGAAAAUCGUGGGUUGCAGCGCAUACACGGGUCAAGGUUUGUUGGAAGGAUUCGAUUGGUUGGUUCAAGACAUUGCCUCCAGAAUUUACAUGCUUGACUAAUCGAUUACUGCAUUGUGCAAUGGCUUGUUAUAUUCUCGACUGUUUGCAGCGUAAAGAUGCUGCUCGAGUGACUUUGUAUUGGCUAUAAGCUUUUCUCUCAGUUCUAUUGUAACGAUGAUUAGACAAUAUAUAUCUUAAGUUUUUAAGACAAACU